Molecule: messenger RNA, 745 nt
Organism: Rotaria sp. Silwood2
Lineage: Eukaryota; Metazoa; Rotifera; Eurotatoria; Philodinida; Philodinidae
Source: the annotation of a GenBank genome assembly
UCCAUCGGAUACUUUUGUCACAAGUGAUGGUAUCUAUGUGCUUGAUACUAAAAAUUACCGUGUUCAAAAAUGGCUGAAAAAUGGGAUCAAUGCAACUAUUGUGGCAGGGAUCACUGGUACACCCGGUGGUACAUCCAGUAACACAACGUUUUCUACAAGCUAUGGAUUGUUUAUCGAUCAGUUCGGUUCUAUCUAUGUAAGUGAUCAAGGAAAUUGUCGAAUACUACGCUUUCCACCAAAUUCAGUAAGCGGUACCAUUGGUGACUGGAUAGCAGGAACGGGCGUAUCGGGAUAUGGAUGGCAAGGUUUCGCUAGUCCAACUGGAAUCUUUGUUGAUAGCAAUCAAGCAGUGUACGUAGCAGACACAAGUAAUCAUCGAAUUCAAAAAUAUAAUUUUGGAGCUUGCUAUGGAAUGACUGUGGCUGGUACCGGGUAUGCGGGGAAUUCUCUGAAUCAACUUCAAAAUCCGACUUCAGUUGUUGUGGACAGUGAUGGAUGCUUGUAUAUUAGUGAUCAAAAUAAUCAUAGAAUUCUUCGUUGGGCACCUGAAGCUUGUGCUGGUGAAUGUAUUGCUGGUUGCUCUAUGACUCCAGGAACGCGACCGGAUCAAUUGAAUCAUCCAUCCGAUAUAGCAUUUGAUAGCCAGGGUUCACUUUAUGUUAGUGAUACAUGGAAUAAUCGAGUGCAAAAAUUUGCAAUACUCAAUGGUACCGGUGCGUACAAAAUAUUAGAGAGUUCAACAUAA